Messenger RNA from Saccharomyces mikatae IFO 1815, 639 nucleotides. RefSeq lists its product as uncharacterized. The transcript has a single exon. The record is from RefSeq and is a predicted model, not a curated record. NCBI's taxonomy places the organism in Eukaryota, Fungi, Ascomycota, Saccharomycetes, Saccharomycetales, Saccharomycetaceae. Bases 1 to 639 code for a protein of 212 amino acids.
AUGCUAAGACGCCCUAAGAAUUCAGGUGCUAACUCCAACGUGGAUAGCAAAAAAAGACAAUCAAUGCAUUUAGGUUCGAAAAGCUCGUUGAUUUCGCUGUCUAGCGAAUUUGGUCAUGAGCAUUCUAAAACGAAGCAGAAGAAGGAAGAAAGUCCAUCUCAUUCUCCAUUCCCAUCCGCCACGCAUAAGAAAAGGACCUCCAAACAGUCAAGUUUGAAAAGAAGCAGCCUGCUGCUUGAUGAAACGCUACUGAAGGACUACCAUUCUGCCUUAAAGCACAUGCAGACGAACACUCCCAAGGAAGAAAAGCUACAUAUGGCCCCAUCUCCGACACAGUCUACAAGAAGCCAAUCAGACGCCAGUCUUUCUUCCAUCAAGAGCUCAAUUUCUUCUAUAUUCUCUCAGGAUAAGGAUUAUUCAAUUCAUGACUUGUUGUAUGAAGAAAUUGAGGAGAUGGAUAAAACAACGAGCGCCUUCAAAAUCAACAACACGAUAGCUAUGGAUGAUUCUAAAGCUCUCUUCGUUUUCUGUUCAAACGAGUCUUCUUCAAAGACAACUUCUACUGAAACUUUAAACGAACUAAACUUGGAUACCCUAGAUAUGGGUACAGAUAGAAGAACGUCGUUGAAUUUUUUUUGA